Penicillium lagena is the source of this 1281-nucleotide messenger RNA. RefSeq lists its product as uncharacterized. The record is from RefSeq and is a predicted model, not a curated record. The coding region runs from base 1 to 1281 and encodes 426 amino acids. The transcript has a single exon. Lineage: Eukaryota; Fungi; Ascomycota; Eurotiomycetes; Eurotiales; Aspergillaceae.
AUGCAGACGUACUAUACUACCCCAUUCCGCUACUAUCCUCGCCCUCGCUUCUGUCUCCUCCGUCCCGGUGGUGUGAUGGCGCCUCUCAUCCCGAUGGACGAGCUGCCAUCCUGGCUCCAGGUCGGCCUGAGUCCAGACAUGUGUAUGGGUCUGCAGCCGGCGUCCUUGACUUUUAUCCCGCGAGAGGGCGAAUAUGAGGUGGUCUGUUCUCACUGUUCCAGCAGCGUCGACUCCACGCACCAGAGUUUCUCGGAACGCGUCUCGGAUGUCCAGUCGCCGCCCUCGGCCCAGUCGCCUCCUUCUGCUGCGGGUAGUAACAAGAGUUGUCCUGGCGCCUUCUGGGGCUCGCCGGGUUACCCUCCGAUGGAAAUGCUAAAGUACGCCAAAGGGCUGCCUGUGCUUGGACAGCCGCCUUUUCCUGCUACGCUCCAAAAUCCUACGACUAGCAUGUGUUUUGUUCCCAUGCAAGAUCUUCAGUGGCCUCUCCAAGGUGGGGGGGUUCCACCCGGUGAUUGUAAACCCAAUACCUUCCUUCCUGGUCCUCCUCAGUCCAGAGGACAGGCCAGUGAAACUCAGUCCACUGGCCUCGCAUCUGGUGGUCUUGCUUCUGAGAUUAUUUCAGCCCCGGCCGUGUAUGCGGAGGCAGGAAGUGUCGUCUCAUCCCAUUUGUCUAACGAGGUAGUGCAGUUGGGUGUGGUUUCUCAAGUGCCUGGCCUGAAUCCCGACAACACGACAGCAGCAGUUCCCAGCGUACCUAUCUCGACCACGGCGUCUUCAGCAAUCGCCAACAGGGUUCCCACUCCUGGCCCAAAUGGCAGCCAAUCUGUCACAACACAGAAUGGAUCACUCAGGUCCCCGAUUGAAAGCAUCGCGUCUACCCGAUCUCUCACGGCAGCCGUGGAGCGACUCAAAGAGAUGAUUGGAGCCAAGAAGAUAUCUCGCAACGCCAGCCUGUGCUAUGAUACCAAGAGCGGAAGAGGUCAACUGUCGGUUCAUUCCAGCCUGAAAGAAUCCUGUACCUCGAUGACUGGAGCAGACGAAACAGGUGGCAAUCGCUCUACUCGUGUUCGCCGACGCCGUCGCCGUCGUCGCCAUGACAAAGAAAUGCCCAAGCCUGCAACGGAUCCAAUUGAAGACAAGGAUCAACCGGAGCAGCCCAAUUCAGCUACAAAGCGGCGGGACCGACGCGAGCGAAUACAGCGAAAGAAUGCAAACUACAGCACUCGGUACUGGCACAUGAUGAUGAUUCCCAAAUGGCGGUCUGCUGUUCCCCAGUUUUGA